AUACUCAUAGAGCAAUUAGCAUGGACGUCGAUAACUUGGUAACUGCAGUACAAAAUCUGUAUACCUCGAAAAAAUGGAAGAAAAUUUUAAAAUUAAACAAAAAUUCGAAUGAACAAAGUGCAUUGAAAUUAUUGUGGGUGUGGCCCGACGAAAGUAAUUUAUUCUUCAUCAAAAGGACUAUCGUGGAUUUUGGUUGCAGAGGAAUUUCUUCGAUCGGUUGUGGCUGUGGAUUGUUGGAAUGGAUCAUUAACGAAUCAACCGGUGUUCCGGUUGUGGGAUACGAAAUAAACAAAGAAUGGUGGGAAAGUAAGUACUCUAAUCCGAAAUUUAUCAAACUGAAUUAUGUAGAAGAUAAUGAGGUAUCGUUAAACCCGGCAUAUGCAUUGCUCUUUUGCUAUUUCAACGAUAAACACGCUUUUCAACAGUAUGUAAGAAAUUACAAAGGUGACUUAGUGCUCAUAAUAGGACCGGGAAAAGGUAGUUUAAAACACACCGAGCCUGAACCUUUUAAUGCAGACUUUGGUUGCACCAAAAGCAAAUGGAUUUUGUAUAACAGCGAAGAGGUGAAGAACACUAAUGAUUUUAUCGCUGUGUAUGUAAGAGAUAAUUCCAAUUACGAUUGUAUAAAUUAA
Phyllotreta striolata is the source of this 632-nucleotide messenger RNA. NCBI's taxonomy places the organism in Eukaryota, Metazoa, Arthropoda, Insecta, Coleoptera, Chrysomelidae. The record is from the annotation of a GenBank genome assembly.